This is a messenger RNA of Ambispora leptoticha, 208 nucleotides long. The record is from the annotation of a GenBank genome assembly. NCBI's taxonomy places the organism in Eukaryota, Fungi, Glomeromycota, Glomeromycetes, Archaeosporales, Ambisporaceae.
ACAAGAUAAUGGUUCAGAAGAUUCUUAUUAUCAGGUGACUACUAUUGAUAUGACUACUAUAACUGAUAUAAUUAUAGCUGAUACAAUAACUACUAUAACUGACACCACCAAUUUUGUGGUAACAAAUCAAGACCAAAAAGAAAAAGAUAAUAUAAAGAAUAAAACCAAAGAUAUGGGAUUAUUUUUUAAUGGAAAAGGAAAAAAGUAA